Molecule: messenger RNA, 431 nt
Organism: Cajanus cajan (pigeon pea)
Lineage: Eukaryota; Viridiplantae; Streptophyta; Magnoliopsida; Fabales; Fabaceae
Source: RefSeq, a predicted model, not a curated record
CACAUAUUAUUUAAUUUACUCAGGAGCCAUGAAUCAACUCACCAAAAACUUAGCAUUGGAAUGGGCAAAGGACAAUAUUCGUGCAAAUGUUGCAGCACCUGGGCCUGUUAUGACUAAACUUCUAGAAUCUAUCAUGGUAGAUAUAUGCAUUUGUCGAUUUAUAUUUCUUUUAUAUAUCAAUAAUGAGUAUAAUUCUUCUGGAAGGGAUGAUUUUAUCAAUGGAGUAGUGUCUCGAACACUUGUUGGUCGCAUGGGAGAACCUAAGGAGAUAUCAUCACUUGUUGUUUUUCUUUGUCUUCCAGCUGCAUCAUACAUCACUGGACAAGUUAUAUGUGCUGAUGGGGGUUUCACAACUUAGUUUGUGUUAAUGAUUUGGAUCAAGUUAGAAGGAUUUUUAAGAAUUUUGCUACCAAAAAAAUAUUAUUUAUUAU